AUGGCGCCAGUUCGAGGAUUUAUGGUGCCUGCCCUCAGUCCUAUUUUCACACGAAUGAAGAUGAUGACUGAGAGUGAGAUUGAUGAAGAUGCCUGUGAUGAUGUUCACGAUGCUGAAGAUCCAUUUCUCGGUUUAACCAAAAAUCAACGGGUUGUUCUUUACACGCUUUAUUUGUGUCUUGGUGAAGAUGGAUUUAGUGAUGAUGCAGAAUAUGAGGACACAAUGGGAAAUAUUAAUGUAAUGAAGACAAUGAAUGAACUUCGAAAGAAAGGACUUAUGGAUUUAAAGGGGGACAAUCUGCAGCGAGUAACAAGGUCCUACAAGAAGAACUGCAUUGUGAAUGACAUAGACAAAGACUUCUUUCUAGAGGUUGCCACCCCUUAUUCUCUGUUGUCCUAUACAGAUGUGUAUCUUAAUUACUCUAGUCAAUCUGGACGUCUGACAGACACCAGUCGAAUUCCAUAUAUGAGAAGGACGAUGCAGGAUCACUCACGAGAAAUAGUUUAUCUGAAAGGUACACACAUGUUUUGCUUAACUGAGCUGAAAACUUUGCUAUAA
Saccostrea cuccullata (small rock oyster) is the source of this 558-nucleotide messenger RNA. RefSeq lists its product as uncharacterized. The record is from RefSeq and is a predicted model, not a curated record. NCBI's taxonomy places the organism in Eukaryota, Metazoa, Mollusca, Bivalvia, Ostreida, Ostreidae. The coding region runs from base 1 to 558 and encodes 185 amino acids. The transcript is spliced from 3 exons.